Molecule: messenger RNA, 1131 nt
Organism: Aspergillus puulaauensis
Lineage: Eukaryota; Fungi; Ascomycota; Eurotiomycetes; Eurotiales; Aspergillaceae
Exons: 4
Coding region: 1-1131 (376 amino acids)
Source: RefSeq, a predicted model, not a curated record
AUGCCGUCGUAUAUCACAGCUAGCAAUGGCUCGCAGCAGCCGAUGUUCCUGAUCGUAAUGAGCCUGCUAGUUUUUCUGUCGGUCGUCAUAGUAUCAUUACGUUUCUAUUGUCGCAUUUUCCGCGUCCACAAAAUCGGCGCUGAUGACUACCUCAUUAUGGCCGCCGUGGCGGUGACAAUUGGGAUGACAGUUAUGAAUGGGUUUCAUGUCGCUCAGGGAACAGGUCAGCAUAUGAAAGAUUUGAACCUGGCUGUGAUCCUGGUUCCGACCUUGAAACACUGGUAUGCAUACCAGAUGGUCUACCCCCUCACGAUUGGACUGGUCAAGUUCAGCAUUCUGACCCAAUAUUACCGUAUUUUCGAGGUCAAGCACUUCAGAACACAAGUGGUUGCGGUUGGAGUAUUUAUUAUGCUGUAUACCAUCAUUUGUGUUUUCGUGAACGCUUUUGAAUGUCACAGCAAACCGUGGCGAGCAUGGGACCCCUCGUUCCCCGCGGGUUGCAACAACCUCAAUGCGACAUACUAUUCGACAGCAUCCAUUUCCAUCUUCACUGAUUUGGUUAUCCUGGUGUUGCCUCUUCCGCAGUUAAUGAAAUUGAAUAUACAUCGACGCAGAAAAUAUGCCUUAAUUGCCAUCUUUAUGACAGGAGCCUUCGCAUCGGCCGCAUCGAUCGCCCGCCUGCACGCGUUGUACAGAUAUUUUAACACGGAAGACGUUCCCUACGACGCCAUCCAGAUUCUUCUCUGGACGCAAAUCGAAGUAAACGUCGCUAUCAUAUCCGCGUCGGCCCCGUCUCUCCGCCCGCUCUUUGCCAGUAUUUUCAAAGGAUCCUCAUACGGCCGGGGUGGACCUUCGAGUGCCCGACACGGCGGCCACGGCUCGUCGUACGGCCGCGGAAAAUCAAACUAUCGACGCACGCUCACCCACCAUGGUAACAGCCACGGUGCAAUUGAGCUGACCUCUCGCGACGAGGAACUUUAUGCCGGCGGGGUGCAUGGAGUGACACAAUCGAGUUCAGAGGCUCGGAAAGCCGUCGAAGAUGAGAGCAGCAGCCAGGAACACAUACUAGAUCACAGCCCGAAUAUCAUGAAGACGGUUGUCAUCGAGAUGAAGAGUGAGGAUAGAAAAUGA